Messenger RNA from Contarinia nasturtii (swede midge), 1776 nucleotides. Its product is annotated as facilitated trehalose transporter Tret1-like. The record is from RefSeq and is a predicted model, not a curated record. Gene Ontology annotation, biological process: carbohydrate transport; transmembrane transport. Gene Ontology annotation, molecular function: sugar transmembrane transporter activity. Gene Ontology annotation, cellular component: membrane. Bases 198 to 1631 code for a protein of 477 amino acids. The transcript has 9 exons. Lineage: Eukaryota; Metazoa; Arthropoda; Insecta; Diptera; Cecidomyiidae.
AUGAACGACGACGCGGACGUUAUCAAAAAUUGAACGCUUUUGUUCUCGUUUGGUUCGGUCGCCAGUUUCGUUAUUCGUUGAUAUCAACAUCAGAUCGAUUUUGUUUUUCGUUCAAAUCGCUUCUGAAUUGUGAGCGACAUUUCGUCGGACGCAAAUAAUUUGAUUAACUUCUGAAUAUAAAUACACACGUUGCCAGUAUGUUCAAAGAAAACGAGCCGGUCAUUAUGCAUAGCGUACGAUUUCAGUACUUGGCUGUUAUAAUUGCGAAUAUAAUUAGUCUGUGCCAUGGCAUGGCAAUUGGUUGGCUGAGUCCCAACCUGCCGAAAUUGCAAUCCGACGAUUCACCGUUAGAUACUGGACGAAUGUCACUAUCAUCCGCGUCAUGGCUUGGAUCCUGUUUCUCAAUUGGUGCCAUUCUAGGAAACUGUAUAUUUGGCACUAUAUCGAAUUAUAUCGGACGAAAAAAUACACUUUGUAUAUUGGCACUUCCAAACCUGCUGUUUUGGUUGCUGGUAUUGUACGGACAUAAUGCGGUGGAUUUAUACAUUGGACGAAUAUUCGCUGGUGCGACAGGUGGUGGUAUGUACAUUUGUUUGCCAUUAUUUGUGGCUGAGGUUGCUGAUCAAAGAAUUCGGGGGCGACUGGCUUCGUUGUUAAUGCUGAACGUAACGAUUGGUAUUUUAUUUGGUUUCAUCGCUGGAACAUAUUUAUCAUACUAUCUGGUGCCAAAAAUCUUUUUACCACUUCCGAUAGUGUUUUUUGCUUCAUUUAUUUUUUUCCCGGAAACUCCACAAUACUUUAUAGAACGCAAACAUUUUGAUAAAGCAAAAUAUUCACUAAGCUUUUACCGGGACUGCUGUUGUAAAGAACGAACACGUUGCACGCAAAUCGAUACCGAAUUUACCGAAAUUCUACAAUCAGUGCAUGAACGUUUGAAUCAAAAUGAACGAUAUCGCAAAAAUGUAUUCAAAAACGUUUUUAAAUGGAAUGCGAUUAAAGCGAUUUUAAUUGGUUUCUCAUUGACCGCUAUUAAUUUGUUUUCUGGCACAUUUGCCAUGAUAAAUUAUACAGCAAAUAUUUUCAAAGAGUCUGGCUCUACCAUGGAUCCAAAUGUUUCAUCAAUUAUUGUAGCUGGCAUUCAAAUACUCGGUGUGUGGGGCUCAACGCUGUUAGUGGAUCGCAUUGGCCGUAAAACGUUGCUAAUAUUUUCAACAUCUGGUGCAUUCAUUGGACUUAUGUCGUUGGGAAUUUAUUCAUAUCUGAACGAACAUGGUUGCGAUUUAAGUGCAUUUAAUUGGAUUCCAUUGAUUAGCUUUUCGGUGUUCGUUUUCAUCUCAUGCUUUGGAAUUCUACCGUUGCCAUUUAUAGUUUUGUGUGAAAUUCUACCGGCUGAGGUGCGGACAUUCGGCUCAAUGCUUUGCAUGCUAUCCAACAGCAUAUUCGCAUUCAUUUCACUCAAGACAUUUCCAAUAUUAAUGCAUUCGGUUCAUUUGUAUGGCGUUUCGUGGAUAUGUGCUGGUGUUUGCUUUUAUGGCAUUUUAUUCAGUAUUUUUAUACUCAAGGAGACAAAAGGAAAGAAUUUAAAUGAAACUGUGCCAAAAACAUCACUAACAACAACAACUAACGCGUAGCCAUAAAGUUUUUAUUAUCAAAACUUAAAGCACGUAGACAAGUACUGUCUUUUAAACAUUCGAAUUUAUUUGAUUUUCAAUUGUUUUUUUUUUUAAUAUCAAUUAAUUCAAUGAAUAAAUUACAUAUUUUAAAUUAUUAUGCUGA